Messenger RNA from Thunnus maccoyii (southern bluefin tuna), 999 nucleotides. RefSeq names its product mitochondrial assembly of ribosomal large subunit 1 (gene malsu1). The record is from RefSeq and is a predicted model, not a curated record. The transcript has 4 exons. Gene Ontology annotation, biological process: negative regulation of ribosome biogenesis; negative regulation of translation. Gene Ontology annotation, cellular component: mitochondrion. Gene Ontology annotation, molecular function: ribosomal large subunit binding. Bases 94 to 810 code for a protein of 238 amino acids. NCBI's taxonomy places the organism in Eukaryota, Metazoa, Chordata, Actinopteri, Scombriformes, Scombridae.
AUGCAGGGACUGGAGUCGCUUCCUGUUUUUAGCCCUUCAUACACUCGUGGAUGGCAUUGACUGGGAUAUUGUGGUAUUGUUUAGGUUACAAUCAUGAGUAUUCUUAAUCGCUUUAAACCACUAGUAUCACCGGUAUGUAAAAGAGUAUUAGUGGAACAAACGGGUGUUUUCAGAAGAGUCUGUUCGGUCCCUAAAGCUGAGUGUCACAGCUUGUGUUUGUCUCGGUAUUAUAGAGCAGAUUUAGCCUCAUGUCAAGUAUCUACUUAUUACCUUGACAGUAAAAGAUGGUAUUCAGAACUGCAUAGUGAAAGUAGCAAUUCAAAGAAGAGAAGUGGCGUCAAUGAAGAGGAAACAACUGAAAAGGAGAGUGACGUCAGUACCCACCUGAACCAAAGAUCCUCUGAGACUUUCACUCUGGAUGUGCUGGUGUCUCUGCUGCAUCAGGAAAAUGCAGUGGACAUCUGUGUGAUUAAAGUACCAGAGCAGAUCAAAUAUACAGAGUACUUUGUUGUUGUCAGCGGUGUAUCGCCAAGACAUCUCCGCGCAAUGGCUCUUUAUGCCAUCAAAGUGUACAAAUUUCUGAAGACGAAUCAUGAUCCACAUGUCAAGAUUGAAGGAAAGGAUGCAGAGGACUGGAUGUGCAUUGACUUUGGGAAUAUGGUGGUUCACUUCAUGCUGCCAGAGACCAGAGAACUGUAUGAACUGGAGAAACUGUGGACUCUCCGCUCCUUUGAUGAACAGCUGAAGAGCAUCCCUGCCGAGAUGCUACCAGAAGACUUCAUAUAUGAUCGUGAAGUCACAAAAGACUAGUCAUCUAAGUAGUACUUCACCACCAGACUUGUAACUAUGGAGGCUUGUCAUUUUUGGAAGCAUCCCUUUUAUGUCCUUGUGCGUAGAACCACAGCCACCUUCAGUUACCUUUGGUAAAACCCAACAACACAUUUUUGUUGGGGAUUGAAUGACUUAAUUGGAUGGGGGAAAUAAAAAAUCCAGAUUUCA